AUGAGGGAUGCUAGAUGCUCUCUAUGUGGAGAGUUGAUGCCUGGUGAUUUAAUCCCCGACAUUGAAUAUACAUCAUCGCUCGAGAUUUUUAAAGAAGAUGAAAAAUGGAAGACAGAUUUUCGCAAACACAAAUAUGUGAUUGGGGAAGCAGAAGACCUGAAUCGAGUCUACUUCCAGCUCCCAUGGCUCUGGGGUCGUCUAUAUAGGACAGUCUACGAAAUAUGGGACGGCCUGAACGGAAGCUUGCACCUGUCGGGAGUCUCGCUCCAGGGUGAUUGGAUGUCAAGGGCACUGUAUGCCCCCAGGGAUCCAAGCCAACUCAUCAUGGGCGACCCAAAAAGAAUCCCUGAUGGAUUGCUCCAGACGCUAUCAAUUGGCGAGAAAAUCUACACCAUGAAGAGGGUGAAUGGAAAAGCAUGGAGCAACGAUAUGGUGACGCAGCUCUGGAGGACCCGCAGAGGUAUAUCAGGCGCUACGAGAGAAGGAUGGAAUGUUCUGAGUUUGUCUACUCAACCAGAGAUCCAUUCAAUAUUCCUGAACUCCGGGAAUGUGCUCCAAGGCAGGAAAAGCAUCAAGCCAAAGGAAAAAGUCAAAGAGCCUGUCAAGGAAAAAAAGACACCAGAUAAACGCACACCACGCAGUCACCGCAUGUCUCUACGGGCCUCGUCUACAUCCAACGUUCGAAGCAUCGUAGUACCCACGGAGAUUAUCCUCACGAUCAUGGACAGACUACCUGAUAUCGACGAUAUACUAUCCUUGCUAUGGGUCUUUCCACACUGGAAAGGAUUGAUUCCCCAGGGAUACUGGCGAAUCCGGUGCAUCAAUGAGCUUGUGCUCGAUGAGGAUCAAGUACCGGACAGGGAUUCGUUAAACUGGGGCUAUUUGUACUUUAACAUUGACGACAUUCUUGCCCGUUCGCACGGAUGGAGGAAUCGACGACGAAUUAUGACGAUUCUGGAGGGGACAAAGGAGAUGUUUUUGAAAGAGUUGGCGAAACAUAGAAUGGGCAAAAAUGGGCAUACUAGAUGCUGA
This is a messenger RNA of Aspergillus wentii DTO 134E9, 1032 nucleotides long. RefSeq lists its product as uncharacterized. The coding region runs from base 1 to 1032 and encodes 343 amino acids. Lineage: Eukaryota; Fungi; Ascomycota; Eurotiomycetes; Eurotiales; Aspergillaceae. The transcript is spliced from 3 exons. The record is from RefSeq and is a predicted model, not a curated record.